AUUAUUAAGUGUAGAUUCAUAGAUAGGUUUGAAAGAGAAAAAAAACCGUAGAAGGAACAAAGAUUGUUCUAUCCUCUUUCUCUAGUUGCAAAUCUAAAGUGGAGAAAACAUGUUCCUCGGAUUCACAAAGCUAACGUUGUUGUUCUUGUACACAUGUUGUUGGGUUUGUGUUUUGAGUGAGAACAAUGAAGUGAUAACAUGUUCCAACAUAGUACCACUUAAGUACAGAACCGACAACAUUUCCUUAACAGAUUUUGGUGGUGUCGGUGAUGGACACACUCUCAACACCAAAGCUUUUAGAGAAGCUAUUUACAGAAUUAAUCAUUUGUCUCAAAGGGAAGGUGGCACCACCCUUUAUGUACCACCAGGGGUAUAUUUGACUGAGCCCUUCAAUCUUACUAGUCAUAUGACUCUUCAUCUUGCUGCUGGUGCUGUUAUCAAAGCCACACAGGAUUCGUCGAACUGGCCUUUAAUUGCACCCUUGCCAUCUUAUGGAAGAGGAAGGGAGCGUCCUGGAGGAAGGUAUAUGAGCUUUAUCCAUGGAGAUGGACUUCAGGAUGUAGUAAUCACAGGUGAGAAUGGGACAAUUGAUGGUCAAGGAGAUGUAUGGUGGAAUAUGUGGAGGAAGAGAACUCUUCAAUUUACCAGACCAAAUCUUGUUGAAUUUGUGAAUUCCAAAGAUAUUAUUAUUUCAAAUGUGAUCUUCAAGGAUUCUCCCUUUUGGAACAUACACCCAGUUUACUGCAGCAAUGUUGUUAUUCGGUUUGCUACAAUUUUGGCUCCGCGUGACUCCCCCAAUACUGAUGGCAUUGAUCCAGAUUCAAGUUCAAAUGUAUGCAUAGAGGACUCAUACAUAUCCACGGGAGACGAUCUUGUCGCAGUGAAGAGUGGUUGGGACGAAUACGGAAUUGCCUACGGUCGUUCGAGCUCUAACAUCACCAUCCGGCGUGUGAGUGGAUCAUCUCCAUUCGCCGGGAUCGCCGUUGGCAGUGAAACAUCAGGUGGAGUGGAAAACAUACUUGCUGAACACAUCAACCUUUACAACAUGGGAAUCGGUAUACACAUUAAGACAAAUAUUGGAAGGGGAGGGUAUAUAAAGAAUAUAAAUGUGUCCAAUGUGUAUAUAGAGAAUGCAAGAAAGGGUAUAAAGAUCUCAGGUGAUGUUGGUGACCAUGCUGAUGAUAAAUAUGAUUCUAAUGCUCUCCCAAUUGUGAAGGGUAUUACAAUGGCGAAUGUAUGGGGUGUGAAGGUUUUGCAAGCUGGUCUUAUAAAAGGAAUGAAACACUCUCCUUUUACUGAUAUUUGUUUAUCUGAUAUCAACCUUCAUGGAGUGAAUGGAACUAGAAGCAGAACUCCAUCUUGGCAGUGUUCUGAUGUGUCUGGAGUUGCUCUUCAGGUUAGUCCAUGGCCAUGUUCUGAGUUGAUCAGCCACCAGUUAGGUUCAUGUGCCAACUAUUACUAGUCCUAGAUAUUGAUGCAAAUGAUGAAGUUUUUCAUUUGUUCAUUAUUUAGAAAAAUUUCAAUAACCUCUCAUGAAUUAUUGUUAAUUGAUUACAUUAAGAAAACAUUAAGGUGACACAAACAGGUUAACGAGCUUCAGUUAAGGACGCAUCAUUUGUAGAGUUUGAAUUCUAACUAAAAUAAUCAUUGGUCAAAUUUUACUCAA
Messenger RNA from Medicago truncatula (barrel medic), 1666 nucleotides. Its product is annotated as probable polygalacturonase. Bases 110 to 1462 code for a protein of 450 amino acids. NCBI's taxonomy places the organism in Eukaryota, Viridiplantae, Streptophyta, Magnoliopsida, Fabales, Fabaceae. Gene Ontology annotation, biological process: carbohydrate metabolic process. The record is from RefSeq and is a predicted model, not a curated record. Gene Ontology annotation, molecular function: polygalacturonase activity. The transcript has 5 exons.